GCACAAACCGGCAACCAUCUGAUUAAUAGCCAGAUUCCCUAACCGCUCAGCCAUCUGACCUUAUGGUAUGCCCUGUGUACCUUUCAGAUUGUCCAACCAAUUAAAAAUCUGUAUGGCAUUCAUCAUUCUUUAAUGUCACCUCCACCACUGCCACUCUCCUGCUAGUGUCCUAGCCACCCCUCUUGUCUGUGCUCCAAGUAUCCUCAUUGUAGCAAUGAGGCAGGUUUUCUCCAUGGUAACAAGAGCCCUAUAAGGCUGUGGCUAAUCCUUGGGAGCUUACACAAUUCCUACUUCUCAUAAGAGGGUUUUACCAAUGCUCUGGAAUUCUCCCUGAACAAGUCCUCUCUCCCUGGAACCACCUGAGGAGAAAAACAGUCCCGCUGAGCUACUAAGAGGUGGAGAGGAACAAACGGUAGGUCUCCUUACCCAGCAUGUUCUCUUUUAGUUCUAUUUUCAGAAUGACUCUUUUCUUUAUUUCAUUCUUUUUUUGCAGCUGAAGUUCUUCUGGUUUGCAUAUAAUGUGGGAGGAUGUACGGAUCUGGGCAGCAGAGCUGAGAGAUGCAAGGCUGGCCAUCCUAGUGCUAUGGGGUCUAAUUCGGGUAAAGGGUGCCUGCAGAGCCCUCCUGCAGUCCUCCACGAGAUUAGGCGAACCCAUUAUUAACGCCUCCCUCAGCCAGGGAACAUUCUCUCUCUCUUUCUUUCCUGCCUCCCUGCCUAACAACUAUCCCUUCUUUCUCCUACUUUCCCUUGUUGGUCCUCCAUUACCUCAAACUGUUUCCUUUACUUUCCCUCUCACUUUCUCUCAGUAUUUCCUUCUCAGCUAUCUUUUCCUUCUCUUCCCCUCCUUACCGGUUUCUUUAACCCUCAGACAAUCCAGUGAGUGUGAGGGACUUUGAGGGUCCGGGUGGCAACAUGUGGCUCGGAGGCCAUGCUUUCUCCACACUGCUGCUGCACCUGACUGUGCUGGGGACAGGGAGACUUAUGGAGGUGCAGACUCAGGGCAUGGGCCAGGAACACGGCUACCUGCAGGACAGCCUCAGGGUCUUGUCUCUACCCCCUGGGCCAGGGAGCCAGCUUCAGCUCCACAGGAACCAGACAGGUGUCCUGCUCUCCACCCUCCUUCAGACGGUACGCUGUCCAGAACGGAUCAGUGGGUCACAGGAGCUUUGUGAGAAGUGCCUCUCUCCUGAUACGGUCCUUUCUGUCCUGGUGGAUGAUGGGAAGGCGUACCUUGCUGAGGAGGACUACCUUAGAGUCUCCACAGCAUUGCUCUACUACAUCAUCAACUUGCAGGACCUCUGUAGUCCCAACACCGCUUCCUCCUCUUCGUCCUCCUCUUCAUCACUCUCUUACGAGGACUACCUCCGGGCCCUCACCAACCUACACCCAACUGAGGACAGACACUUUCUCUCCUCCAAUGAGACAGAGAGUGUUCUUCAGCUCAUUAACCAGCACUAUCAAGGUCAUGCCCUGGAGACAACCACCUCCUCCCGCUCACAGUGUGUAGAUGCCACCAAUCUGAUGGAUGAGGUCGGGGUGACGGACAGCCGGGGUGCCGACCUGGUAGCUGUUCCCCGCCUUGCUGCAGCCAUCAUCAGUCACACCCUACAGGGGCACUGCUUCAGCAAGAGGAACCUCCCUUCCCCUGCCUUCUUCACCGAGUACAUCUUCCAGUCCCUCAACUGCACCAGCAACCUGCAGAUCAUAGAUCUGGAAGAGCUGCUGCAUCAGCUGGGUGUUGGAGGAGGAGGAGCCUCCCACUCUCACAGCAGAGCCAGGCGGAGCUUCACAGGCCCCGCCCAGAGAGUUUCAAGGCAUCAAUUGGAUGGUUGUGCUCAUGAAUCUCUCACAGAUUGGGCCCAUGUGUGCUUCUCAGCCAAUGAACUGGUGGAUAUCUUUGCUCUGAAUCCUCGUUUACCCAUAUCCAGAGAUCACUUCAGACAACUGUGUCCUGCCAUAAUCCAGCAAUUGCUAGGCAAUGCUUGUGAUCCCACAGAGCUAAAGGCACGAGGAUCACCACCCAGCGCCAUUGAGAAGUAUGGCUACAGCACUGCUGCAGUCUUGCUCAUCACGGUGGGCUCCAUGCUGGGCAUCUGCCUGAUCUUCUUCAACUCCUGCCAAGAGACCUACGCCCUCAUCCUGCAGCUCUUCGUGGGCCUGGCAGUGGGCACUCUCUCAGGAGAUGCUCUGCUGCACCUCAUACCACAGAUCCUUGGUCUCCAUGAUGACAGUCACGCUGAUGAUCAUCACUUUACAGAGGGCAAGGAAUACCUGUGGAAAAUUCUGGGGAUCAUUGCUGGCAUCUAUGGAUUUUUCCUCAUUGAAAGAGUCUUCUCCCUAGUGUUACCUUCUCACAACCAUGGCCACCAGGAUAUGGGCCAUUCCCACGACCUCCCCCUGGAGCUCAACUGCAACGGACAGUCACAGAGGGGCAAGUCCAUCUCCACCAUGCAGCUGGAAACUGUGGAAGACUUGGAAUGUACAGAGAUAACUUCUGAUGAGCCAGGCACAAGUACACCUAUGCAAAGACAGGGGGUUCCUCUGCUGGCUCUAAUGGUAAUCGUUGGAGACAGCCUCCAUAACUUUGCUGACGGUCUGGUGGUGGGUGCAGCCUUCUCUUCGUCUGCUGAGACGGGCAUGGCGACCACCGUGGCCAUACUGUGCCAUGAAAUACCACAUGAAAUGGGUGACUUUGCGGUGCUACUUAGCUCAGGUCUCUCUGUGCGGAAGGCCGUGUUGAUGAACCUCUUCAGCGCACUGACAGCCUUUGUUGGCCUCUACAUCGGGUUGUUCGUCUCCUCGGAGACCGAGGUCCAGCAGUGGAUCUUCACUGUCACUGCUGGGAUCUUCCUCUAUCUGUCCCUCGUUGAGAUGCUUCCGGAGAUGAACCGUGUGAAGACCAGCAGGCCUUGUGUCAUGUUCCUCCUGCAAAACCUUGGUCUCCUCAUGGGAUGGGCUUGUCUGCUGCUCCUGGCUCUGUUUGAACAUCAACUCAAGUUCUAAGGACUCAAUCUUUUGCUCUUUCUUUUCUCACAUGCACAAACAAUUUUAAAUUGAUGGUACUUAGGGUCAAGCUUUUUUUUACAAUGUUGACAUCCUUUAUUUGCAUUAUGUUAUUAGGUCAUACUUUAAGUAAACAUUAAGUCAAAAACAUCUCGAAAGUGAUGACAGAGUCCUACUUCUGUGUCAUUCAGAAUGUGUUGUGUAAGCUUAGAUCUUUAGUUUUUUCCAUGUGAGGAUGAUUUAUUUUUGUAUGUGUAUUAAGAUAUAUCAUAUAUGACACCUGAAAAGUAUUUUUUCCACACCUUUAUUGUACCUAGUGUUGUACAAUUGUACACAUGUUUAAAGGUACAUUCUUAGUGCAUUAUAUCCUAUUGAUGGAAGAUGUAUGUUGCCACCGACAAUCAAAUGAACUGCAAUCCAUUUCCUUUUUUAAACCAAGCUACUAAGCCUCCGUUUUAUUUCUUCUUCCUGAGCCAACAUGGAGGCAGGUCCACCCACCUGGGUGCCCUGUGCCCCUCAUCCAAUGUGCUGGCUGACUCAUCCUCCUGCUCGUCCCCCUCCACACGCUGGAUCCUACUGAGCGCCCACACAGUGCUCUCUAAUCUGAGUCUCUUUCUGUCUCUUUCCCUUUGCCCUUUUUUUGGGGGGGGCUCUGUCCAUCUUUCUCUCUGGUUCACUCUGUCACUUUUUUCUCUAAUGAUCCCUCUCUCUUUCUUUCGGCGGGCCAGUAGAGAGAUGGAGGAGGGAGAAGAAUAUAAGAUGAGUAAAGUGUGACGGCCCUCAUGGCUGUACAACAGCACAAAGAUGUACAAAGAUGUGAACAAGUAUGUUCACAAGUUCAAAGACCACACAAACAACGCCACAUAAACAAAUGUGGUUCGCAGUUUCACAUGAAGGAACCAAUGCCUGAAUGAAUUAGAAAUUAGUGAACAAUCCAUGCAUAUAAUAAGAAAACAGAUGGUGAUUUAUUGAAUUAUUGCCGAAACAUCACCUGGUCUCUUCUAAAGUACCACUUCCCAAAUCAGCUUGUGUCAAAGCAAGGAGAAACCAGCUGACAGCAUUUGUUACUUCCCACUAAGUCAAUAUCUAACAAUAGAGGGACGUUUGUGGAAUUAUUUUUGCUAAUUGUUGGAUUGUAAACCCCUUUGGAAUAUCCAGGAAAAGUUUGGGUUUCAUGAUUUUGUGUUUCUGUGCAUGCAUGCUAAAAUUGCGGAUAUUUUGUUUUAAAUAUCAGGCUUGUGUGUUGAAAGGUGUUAUUGGGCAGGAAGGAAAGGCUUUUAUUCUUGGCUAUGUGCGGUAAACUCACCCUGUAUCUGCAGCCAUCAUCAUUCCCUCGGCACUGAACUUCCAAAGAAGAGGAAAAGGUUAAAAGUCAUGAGUACAGAGCAGAAUGGGGAUCAGACGGGAAAGGCUAAAACUGACACACAAUGGGAAACGCUAGCUAUGCAGUACAUUCCUUUCCUUUUUGAUUUCAAAAUGCAAUUCUGUUAUGAAACGGAUCCACUCUAUUCUUCAUUUUUUUUUAACACGGUGCCAAAGAAUACAGUUAAUGAAUGUACAAUUGAACAUUUUGACCCUAAAGUAUUUGCUACUGUUUUACAAUUGAGCCACACACACCUGUAUAGUUAAAUGGAUAUUUUGGGCCCAACAGUAGUUUAUCCAAUAUUAAAAUACAUAAUGGGAAAAGAAAAUGUGAGGGAUAUAUGUACGAAAGUUCUCUAAAUAUCAACCAUUAUGAACUCUGGUCAUGUUGAAAGUCCAGUCUAACAAGCAAAGACAACCACUAGAGGGCAAUGAAUCGUUCAAAAACUGUGGGAAUCAUCCCACUUGCAGUACCAAAACAUUCAUACUGUAUGUUGCAAGGGACCAUUUCCAAGGGUCACUGUCCUCUGACAUCUUCACGUGGGCCAUGAUAACCCAGGCUAACAGUCACGACAAUGAGGUGCAUCAUCAAAUGUUGGUAAAACUGACAUUAUAGAAGCAUACAUUCAUGAGUAUGAUACCAAUAAAGCAGUUUAUGAAUACAUGUAGUCAUUGGCCCACUGAUAAAUCUUAAGAGAUAAAAUGUACGUGUGUGCAUAUAGUUGAGACAGUUUGAGAAACCACUAAGGGUUUGAAAGAACAUUUCCACUGUCUAGACAAAAACAUAAACAGCAUACAGAAAAAGCCAUCUUAGGUAAUAAAUGCUUGCAG
Messenger RNA from Hypomesus transpacificus, 5196 nucleotides. Its product is annotated as zinc transporter ZIP12-like. Gene Ontology annotation, cellular component: membrane. The record is from RefSeq and is a predicted model, not a curated record. Gene Ontology annotation, molecular function: zinc ion transmembrane transporter activity. The transcript has 13 exons. Gene Ontology annotation, biological process: intracellular zinc ion homeostasis; zinc ion import across plasma membrane. Lineage: Eukaryota; Metazoa; Chordata; Actinopteri; Osmeriformes; Osmeridae. Bases 913 to 3003 code for a protein of 696 amino acids.